Ichthyophthirius multifiliis is the source of this 4941-nucleotide messenger RNA. RefSeq lists its product as hypothetical. The record is from RefSeq and is a predicted model, not a curated record. Lineage: Eukaryota; Ciliophora; Oligohymenophorea; Hymenostomatida. The transcript is spliced from 4 exons.
AUAUAUUAAAAUAAAGAAGAAAAAAUAUAAUUAAAAAAUGUUAGAUAAUUUAGAUUAAUAAUAAAAAUCAUUAUAAUUAUCAUCUUAAUAAGACAAACCUAAAAUCGCGUAAACUUUCCAACCCUUAUUUUCACAAAAUAUAAACGAAAAUAAUGCUUUUAGUUAACAAAGCAAAUCAAUAAAAAAAAUCAGAAUAAAAAAGAUUGUAAUAAUAUCUAUUGGAGUAUUAAUCUCUAUAGGAAUAAUAUUAGGAGGCUUGGCUAUAGGAGGUGUAUUGUCUGGCAAAAAAGAUGAUUCUUUAUCAUCAAACGACAAUAAUGUGUAAAUUUAAAUACCAAGUAACUACGAAAAAUACGAAGAAAAAAUAUAAAAUGGGUAAUAAUAAAAUGUUUUAAAAAUAAUACAUGUGCCUCUAACUUAAGUAUUUUACAAAUAUAUAUUAGAAAAUGAAUAAAAAACAAUAACUGGUUAAAAAUAACAAAAAUUGAAAUCACAAAAACUAGUCAUAAAAUAGGACUCUUAUGUGCAGAUGUAACAGAUUCAGAAUUCGAUAUGUAUUUAUAUUUUAUAUCAACUGAAAAAGAAUAAAAUGGAUAAAAGAGUAUUUUGACAGGCUUUCCUGAUAUAUUGAAAAAAGAGUUAAAAUAAAUAAUAGAAAACGAAGAUAACAAAAAAGAUGUUUAAAAUAAAGAUGUAGAAAAAAAUAAUAAUAAUAAUAAUAGAAUUUUGCAAAAAGAUGGCUUAGUAGUAUCAACUAGUAAUUUAGAGAAUUAAUAUGGAGAUUUAAAUGAAAAAGAAAUGUUUAUUUUAGCCUCAAAAAAUAUUUCUGUUUAAGAAUAUUAAAAAAGUCAUUAUCCUAUUAUUAGAUUUAAGGUUUCUAAAUAAGGAUAAAUCAAUGAAGUUUAUUAACCUAUUAAUUUAAGACAUGAUAUUUAUUAAAUUUACUAGAAUUUAAUUGAUUAAUUGUCUCCUAUUUUAAAAGCUGAUGUGUAUAAAGUCUAGAAUGGUAAAAAUAGAGUUUUAUAGGAAAGAAAAACUUAAUAUACUUUCAGAAAUUUAAACGGAGAAAUCGUUAAACCUGAUUUAGAAGCGAUUGUAGAUUCAGAUGAUGGCACUAAAGGAACAUUAAAAUAAAGCCAGGAAGUAUAAUAAAAAGACGAAAACUCAGAUAGAGCAGAUAAUUAUGCUUAAAAAUGCGAAAUUGUGAAUGGAGGUAUCUAAAAAUGUAUAACAGAGUCAAUUUUUGUGAUGAAUGAGAAACCUAAAAGUGAAUCAUAGAGUGAUUUACCAUUGUUUGAUAGAAUAGAACAAAGAUCUAAAAUUACUAUUGAGUUUCUUGGGUAAGAAAAUAAUGUAAAAGAAGAGGAUUUUAAUUAAAUAAAGAAAUAUUAACAAAUUAUGACUACUUUAAAGAUAAAUAAAAGUGAAGCUUAUAAAUAAUAAAGAAAAUUAUAAGAAUUGGAGAAUCUUUAUAAUUUAGAAAAAAUAUAAAAAAUAAAUUUAGAAGUUGAAAAAUAAACUAAAACUUAUGAUUUUACAACUAAAAAAUAAAAACUAAAAUAAGAAAGAUUUAGAAAAUUAAUUUAGGUAAAUGAAGAUGAUGAUGAAGAUAAAUAUAGAUGAUGAUGAAGAUGAAGAUGAAGAUGAAUAUAGAGAUGAAGAUAGAGAUGAAGAUAGUGAUUAAGACGAAGUUUAAAAGUAUAGAAAUUUAUAAAAAAAAGGAAAAAGUAAUUCGAAAAAUAAUAAUAAUUAAAAAAAUAAUUGGUUAAAAAAAUAAUGGUUAAAAAAAUAAUAGUUAAAAAAAUAAUAGGUUAAAAAAAUAAUAAUUAAAAAAAAGAUCCAAAUAAUAAUUAAUAAAAGAUAAAAAUGAUUAAAAAGACGAUAAAAAUAAUUAAAAAGAUGAUAUAAAUGAUUAAAAAAACGAUAAAAAUGACGAAUAAAACGAUGAAAAUGAAAAAAUAAAAGAUAAAAAGGACGAAUAAAAUGAUGAAAAUGUUUAAUAAAAAGACGAAUAAAAUGAAAAAGAUGAUAAAUAAAUAGAAAAUAAUAAUGAUUAAAAAGAAAAAUUAAUUGGAGAAACUAUUGAUAAACCAAUUUAUAGAAAAACUAUUGGUACUUUUGAAUUCGGAGCAGAUUUAAAAUCUUAAUGUUUGGAAAGUAAAAUAAUUUCAGAAGAAGAUAUAUGCACAGUUGGAAUAUAUGGAUAUUUUAAUGGAAAAUAAACUAAAAUUUAUGAAAGAAAAACUAAAAUAAACAUUUCUUAAUUAUUGAAAUAUUAUUAAUAUAUUUAACAUAAUUUUGUAAAAAAAUCAUAAAGUUUGAAAGAAAAAAUAGAAUAAAAUAUAUAAACUGUCAUGACAGCAUUUAAUAGAGUUUUAGAUAAAUCUGAAGAAAUGAUAGAUGUUCAAAAAAAUCCAAUAUUAAAAGAAAUAUAUAAAACAUUAGAUAAUGAUGAAUUAGGAAUUAUAAAAUUAUUAAAUACAUUCGAAAGUUUAAUAAAUACAACAUUAAAAAAUGUAAAUAAAUUAAUUGAAGAUCCUUUAAAUACUAUUAAAGAGAGAACUUUUUCAUUUUUAUCUGACAAAAAAAUUCAUAUAUAAGAUACAGUUACUUCAUUAUAUAAUUAUUUUAAAAAUAAAUUUAUGACUAUUAAAAAUUUUAUUGAAACUAAUAUUACCAUAGGAAUUCCUUAAAAAAUAAAAGAUUAAAUUAAUUUUUUUAUGAAUAAUUAUGAAUAAAUUAUAUAUUAAUUAUUAGAAUAACCUUUAACUAAGUUAAUGAAUGAAACUAAGUAAUUAAUAUUGAAAAAGACUAACGAAAUAUUUAACAGAACACUAGAAAUAGAUAAAAUAGCAAAUAUGAAUGCUGAAUAAUUAAUUUAAGAUGGUUUAAGUUAGUUAAAAAAUAAAAUUUCUAAAACCACUAUUUAAAUGUAGGAAGAAGUUUAGAAAUAUGUAAAAAUACCAAAUUAAUUUAAAAAAAGGUUAACUGGUAAAUUUUUAAUGGAUAUGAUGUAGAAGUUAAUAAAAUAAGUUAUUUAAAAAAUAUCUUAAAAUAUUGAUUUUACAAAAUUAUUGAAAUAAACUUUAUAAAAAGGACUUUCUGUUAUGUAAGUGUCAGUUUAAGAAUUAUUAAAUAAAAUUCCAACUAAUAACGAUAAUAAUAAUCUUAAAGAUAUAUAAAUUUUGUUUUAAGAAAACGAUGAAAUAGUAAGCCUUACUGUAGAUUUAUUCAGCGGCUUUUCGGAAUUUAAAUAGGAAGUUAUUAAAUUAGUAAAUACUUUGAAAAAAUUACAAUAGGGAAGUAUGUUAAAAUCAAUAUCUUAAUUUGCACAAAAAAUAGUAGGUUUCCCUACAGAAAUAGCUAAAUAAUUGAAAUAAUAGGGCAUAUAAAUGAUCGAUAAAAUAAAGAAUUUGGGUAUUAGAAUUAAAGAAAAUAUUAUUUAGUGGAAAGAUGGUAUAGUUAAUACUUCUAAAUAAUUAGUUCUGGAAGUAAAGAAUAUUUAUAAAGAAAUUAAAUAGUUUUUAGUAAAACCUAAUUUCCCAAAAAGUAGUGAUGAUUAUUAUAAAACUCCACUUUUUGAUGAGGCCAAGGAAAUCAUUUAGAAAGUAAAAGAAAGUAUAAACUUGAAUUUUGAUCCUAUUACCACUACAUUAGAUAGAAUGAAGGGUAUUCCUGAUUUAUUCUUAAAGUUUAUACAGUAGAUUAAGGACAUGGGGAAAUUAACAACUAAAUAUUGGGAUUAAAUUAAAUUAUCAGUCGGAAAUAUUAAAUAAGAGGGCAAUUCAUUAUGGAAAAUGAUCUAAAGUAAGGCUAAUUAAGCAAAUUAGAAGUUCAAUAGUAUUCUUUCGAAAGAAGUUUCAUUUAGAUUUUUAAGUAGGAAGCAUAUUUUGGAUAAAAAUGGAGUUUUAGAUAAGGAAUAUAGAAUUUUAUACGGAAAAGAGAUUAUUGAUACUAUUUAAAAUAAUAUAUUAGUAGGAGAUUCUUUAGAUGAAUAAUUAAAAAAUUUAAACCUUAAUAAUUAACUUGUUUCUGUAGAAGAUGCUGCACUUGAUUUAAGUUAAAACGGAAUUAAUUAAGUUUUAGAUAGUUUGAGUUAAUUUAAAAGUAAAACUAGUAGUGAAAAUCAAAACAUUGAUUCUUUAUAUUCAGAUCUUAUUAAAUAAUUGCUUGAUUAUUUUACUUAUGAAAAAUAAGUUAAAAUUCCAGCUUAUAGAUAUCCAAUUGAUUAUUCUUAUACAUAUGUUACUUCUGUUGGUAUUGGUAUCAAAAUAAUGUUAAGAGCUGAAUGGUAAUUAGAUUAUGAUCUAGGUAUUAAAUUUAAAUAGGCUAUUUUAACUUUAAGUGCUGGAUUAUCAACUAGAGUUACUGUUAGUGGAUAAAUUGCAAUUGAUGUAGGAUUUACAGAAGUAGGAGGAGCUGCUGAUGGUGUUUUGUUUGAUACAGGACUUACUGUAGGUUUAACACUUGAACCUUUAAAUAAGUUUAAAGGGUCUAUAUAUUUAGAUGGAUAAUUUACUCCUUAUUAUUUCAAAAUAGGGGCUUAUAAAGGGAAAAUAGACUUAAAGGAAUAAUAGAAUUGCUUAGAUAAAAAAAAAGGAAAAGAAAAUGAAAAAGAAAAUGAUAAAGGAUAAGGAAAAAAAAGAAUGUUAGAUGGAGAAAAUAAAGAAAUUAUAGAUGUAAAAUCUACCAUUAGUGAUAUUUUAGAAGAUAAUGCAUAACCAUAAAAACCUAUUGUCAUUGAUACAGGAGCAAAUGAAUGUAAAAUCGAUAUUUAUGGCUUACCUUAAAGAGAUUGGAUACUUGGACCAUUAGAAUUUAAAGGAGAAACUUACAAAAAAAGAUUUCUUGAAUUUAAAUGGUGAUAUUUUUUUUAUAUAUAUAUAUAUUUAUGUAUUUUUGUUUGUUUGGAUUUUUUUUAUUUUUAUCAAUCUAUAGUAA